AUGUCUGAUCAGUCUUUUGACGUGGUGGUUGACCGAGCCAGACAGAUAGAGAUCAGUUACGCUGCGGAUGACAGCGGAAGAGCAAAGAAGAACAAAGCAGAAGGUUCCUCAGGUGUCCCUCCCAUGGGUACUCAGGACAGUGGUGGCCAGAGUAAUUACAGAGGAAAGAGUAGAAAUAAGAAAAGUGGAUUUAGGCAUAAACCUCGAGGAUUCAGACCAGGGUACGGAUCCAGCAGUGGUCAGAGUUCAGGGUACAGUAGUUCUGGGUCUGGAUCAGGAUCCUCUUUGGCACCUUGUGCACAAUGUGGAAGAGGGCAUUCAGGACCUUCUGAGUACCUUACAACUCAACCACAACAACCAGUGGUUGGCUCUACUUUAGCACCAGCUCAGGAUAGGGCUCGAUUCCUUGACUCUACAGAUUUUCUCAAGCUAAGACCAAAGGAGUUCACUGGAGAGGAUGCAUUAGCUGAUCCCUUAGAUUUUCUAGAUGACAUGGAGAGGUGUUAUGACACUAUGGGUUGCAGUAGUGCUAGGAUGGUGAUGUUGGCAGGAAAUCAGCUUAAGGGAGUUGCUCGUGAGUGGUAUAUCUCUAAGAAGAAUGGGAGACCUGAAGGUUCUAUCCUCUGGCCUGAAUUUCACUCUCUCUUCUUGGAGCGAUUUCUCCCUCCUAGUGUUCAAGAGGCUAAGGCCUUGGAGUUUGAAACCUUGAAGCAAGGUAAAAUGACAGUUACAGAGUAUGAGAUGAAGUUUACAAAAUUAUCCCGUUUUGGUAAACACUUGAUUCCAAAUGAGGAGAAGAAGGCUCGUAGGUUUGAAAGGGGCUUACGAGACAGGCUAAUUGAUCGUGUGGCUCCUUUACGACUACCUAAAUAUGAGGAGGUGGUUGAUCGGGCUAGACAGAUGGAGAUGUAUGAUGAUGAACGUUGGGCUCGCGGCAGUAUAAGCGAUUUAAGAAAGAUAGUCAAGGUAAUCAAUUUAACAGAGGACGAGUCAUCGUGGGCACAUCAAUCUGGAGUUGGUCAGGGACGUGAGCAGAGGACACAUGCAGGGAAUGCUCGGUAUAACCAGAUUAGCACUGAGCCUAUUACCACUCUUUGUCAUCAUUGUGGUAAGCCACAUAAGGGCACUUGUCAUUGGGUCACUGGAGCAUGCUUUGGUUGUGGACAGCUGGGACACCGUAGACAGGACUGUCCUACUAGUGAGACAACUCAGGGUGCUGGUCAAGCAACACAUUCUGCUCCCUCUCAGGUUCAACCAGUUUCACAGUAUAGUGGUAGAAAUCAGGGUUUUGGUGGUCGUGGACAUGGUGGUAGAGGUUCUGGUGGUAGAGGAUUUGCUCAAACUCAGGGACAGACAUCUGGUGGUAGAGGUCAAGCUAGAGUUUUUGCUUUGACUCAGCAGGAUGCUCAGGCAUCUAAUGCAGUAGUGACAGGUACACUUCCUAUUUGCUCAUUUGAUGCUAGAGUACUGUUUGAUCCUGGUUCCAGUCAUUCCUUUGUUUCUCCAUACUUUUCCAUGAGAUUUAGUACACCACCUACUUUGUUAGAGUAUCCUUUAUCUGUAUCAACACCUAUGGGGGAUGCAAUAGACACUGAUAUGGUGUAUAGGGGAUGUAUAGUUCACAUUGGAGAUAGGGAAUUAGCUGCAGAUCUUGUUUCUUUGGAUAUGUUUGAGUUUGAUGUGAUUUUAGGCAUGGAUUGGUUAGCCACUUAUCACGUUUCAUUGGAUUGUCAUAAUAAAGUUGUACUCUUUAAAAUUCCUGGGGAGGCAGAAUUUCAAUUUCAGGGAGAUCGCAGUAUGGCCUCUAGUAAUCUUAUCUCUGUAGUGAGUGCUAGACGAUUAUUGCGAAAGAGGUUAAGGCGAACAUCGAGACCAUCUAGGUUACUUCAGCCAUUGCCUAUUCCCGAGUGGAAGUGGGAGCAUAUUGCCAUGGACUUUGUUGUGGGUUUACCUAGUACACGAGGUGGUUACAAUGCAAUCUGGGUGAUAGUGGACAGAUUGACAAAAUCUGCUCAUUUCCUUCCUGUGAAGACUACAUAUGACUUUGCUAAACUUGCACAGUUGUAUAUAAAUAAGAUUGUUAGUCUUCAUGGAGUUCCAGUUUCCAUUGUCUCUGAUCGUGGUACUCAGUUUACUUCUCGAUUUUGGAAGAAAUUCCAAGAAGCUUUAGGAACACGAGUAGACUUUAGUACUGCUUUUCACCCUCAGACGGAUGGACAGUCAGAAAGGACCAUACAGACAUUAGAGGAUAUGCUUCGUGCGUGCGUUAUGGAUUUUGGUGGCUGUUGGGAUCAUCAUUUGCCUUUAGUGGAGUUUGCUUACAAUAACAGUUAUCAGGCAAGUAUAGAGAUGGCUCCAUAUGAGGCAUUAUAUGGUCGAAAGUGUAGGUCACCGGUUUGUUGGGAAGAAGUUGGAGAAAGAAGGCUUACUAGACCAGAGUUGAUACAAUUAACUUCAGAGAAGGUUCGACUAAUUCGUGAUCGACUUUUGACUGCUCAAAGUCGACAGAGAAGUUAUGCUGAUCCUAAGCGUAAAGAUGUAGAAUUUAUGAUUGGUGAUCAUGUAUUUCUGAGAGUUUCCCCUAUGAAAGGAAUCAUGAGGUUUGGGAAGAAAGGGAAGCUUAGCCCUCGUUUUGUUGGUCCAUUUGAAAUUUUGGAGAGAAUUGGAGCAGUUGCUUACCGUUUAGCCCUUCCACCUGGUUUUGCACAUGUACAUCCAGUUUUUCAUAUUUCUAUGCUUAGGAAGUAUGUACCAGAUCCAUCUCAUAUUUUACAACCUCAAACCAUGCAAUUUAGGGAUGAUAUGUCAUAUGAGGAGCAACCAGUAAAGAUUUUAGAUCGACAAAUUAGGAAACUCCGAUCUAAGAAAGUGGCUUUGGUCAAAGUCUUGUGGCAUAAUCACUCAAGUAGUGAGGCCACAUGGGAGGCAGAAUCUGAAAUGCGAGCCAAAUAUCCUCAUUUAUUUGAUUCUUCAGGUUAGAAUUUUUGUCUAUCCAAAUUCGGGGACCGA
Hevea brasiliensis (rubber tree) is the source of this 3009-nucleotide messenger RNA. RefSeq lists its product as uncharacterized. The transcript has 4 exons. NCBI's taxonomy places the organism in Eukaryota, Viridiplantae, Streptophyta, Magnoliopsida, Malpighiales, Euphorbiaceae. The record is from RefSeq and is a predicted model, not a curated record. Gene Ontology annotation, molecular function: nucleic acid binding; zinc ion binding. The coding region runs from base 1 to 2979 and encodes 992 amino acids. Gene Ontology annotation, biological process: DNA integration.